Messenger RNA from Solanum verrucosum, 2309 nucleotides. RefSeq names its product pentatricopeptide repeat-containing protein At2g29760, chloroplastic-like. The coding region runs from base 22 to 1848 and encodes 608 amino acids. Lineage: Eukaryota; Viridiplantae; Streptophyta; Magnoliopsida; Solanales; Solanaceae. The record is from RefSeq and is a predicted model, not a curated record. Gene Ontology annotation, molecular function: protein binding; RNA binding. The transcript is spliced from 2 exons. Gene Ontology annotation, biological process: RNA modification.
CUUUCCAAAACCCACACAAAAAUGGAGCAAAAAUUGCUCAAUUUUUUACAGAAAUCCAAAACUAGCAAACAAUUGAAAGAGACCCAUCUUCAGAUUAUUGUCAAUGGCCUCAUGAAUAACAACUCUAUAGUGCCAAAGCUCAUAACUUUUUCCUCAAACUUCAUUUCACUUGAUUAUGGACUUCAUGUCUUUGAAAACUUACAAAAUCCAACUCUUAUUUCCUACAAUACUUUGAUUCAAUGCUUCAUUGGUAAGACACUGAAAUAUGCAUUAUAUACGUAUAACCAUAUGAGGGUAUCGAAUAUUACACCUAAUAGUUUCACAUUUACGUUUCUCUUGAGGUGUUUUGAGUCUUUUGAUGCUUUACAAGCUGGAGAAGUAGUUCAUAGUCAGAUUGCGAAGAUGGGUUUCGAGUCGAGUGUGUUUGCUAAGAAUACCCUUAUGGAUUUUUAUGCUAAAUGUGGUGGGAAUUUGGGUUCUGCUCGUAAGGUGUUUGAUGAAAUGUCUGAUAGAGAUGUUGUUUCAUGGAAUACGAUGAUUGGUGCUUAUAUGAUUCAUGGUAAUCAGGAAUAUGCGCUUUGUUUGUUUGAGGCUAUGCCGGAGAGGAAUCUGAUUUCGUGGAAUUCGGUUAUUGCUGGGCUAUUGAAGGUUGGGAACAUGGAGAUGGCUCGUUCUGUUUUUAAGCGUAUGCCGGAGAAGAAUGAUGUUUCUUGGAAUACGAUGAUUUCUGGAUAUGUAAAGUUGGGUGACGUAGAGACUGCUAGAGCUAUUUUUGAUGAGAUGCCGGAGAAAAGUAUAAUCUCUUGGACUGCAAUGGUGUCAGGAUAUGCCACAAGUGGUGCUGUGCAAUCAGCAAGAAAGAUGUUUGAUCGAAUACCAGAAAAAAAUGUUGUUUCAUGGAAUGCCAUGAUUGCUGGUUAUGUAAAUAACCACAUGUUUGAUGAAGCUCUGUCAGUGUUUCAGCAUAUGUUGAUUGAUGGGAACUGCAAACCCAACCAGACUACUUUGAUUAGUGUACUCUCAGCGUGUUCACAUUUGGGGUCUCAUGAGCAUGGAAAAUGGAUUGAUUCUUUUAUAAGAAAGAACAAAUUUGACUUAUCAGUUCCGCUAGGAAAUGCUUUAAUCGACACAUUUGCAAAAUGUGGAGAUAUGGAAAAUGCAAAAGCAGUUUUCUUAAGGAUGGCCCAAAGAUGCAUAAUUACUUGGACUACAAUGAUUUCUGGAUUAGCAGUGAAUGGACAUUGCAGAGACGCCCUAGAACUCUAUGAAAAAAUGUGCUUGGAAGGAGUAGAGCCGGAUGAUGUUGUAUUUAUUGCUGUUCUUUCAGCUUGCACUCAUGGAGGGCUGCUGGAAGAAGGGAAAAGGGUAUUUUACCAGAUGGUGAAUAAAUUUGGCAUUAAACCACGGAUUGAGCAUUAUGGAUGCAUGGUUGAUCUUCUUGGUCGAGCUGGAAAGUUUGAAAAAGCACUGAGUUUCAUUAAGAGCAUGCAUUUGGAACCUAACGUGGUCAUUUGGGCCACAUUGCUUUCUGCUUGUAAAACUUAUAGAAACGGGGAGUUGUUAGAAUCCUUAACCAGGAGGAUCCUGGAGCAAGAGCCUAACAACCCAAGUUAUUUGACAUUGAUAAUGAAUUUAAGCUCUUCUGUUGGGCGGUGGCAAGAUACCUUGAACUUCCGUAUAGCUACUAGAGACCAGGGAAUAGUAAAAAUUCCCGGUUGUAGCUCAAUCCAAAUAGGAAAUAAUGUCCAUGAGUUCUUAGCUAAAGAUACAAAGCACCCACAGAGGAAGGAAAUCUAUAGAGUGUUAGGGUGUUUAAAUGGACACUUAAAAUCAUGUGAGGUCGAAUGAAUUUUAAUGGCCAUGGCUUCUAAAAGAAUCUAUAGAUAGAAAGAUUUUGUAAUGUCCGUUGCUCAAAGGCUACUUUCUUGAAUACGCAUUAUUCUGACAUGGGUGAAAUUUUACAUCACAUGUAACUUGAAGUUGCAUGAUCACAGUGGAUGGACUACUGAUCUGAAUUAAGUACUCUCGUGAAAUGAAAUAUGAUAAUUCUCACAGUACGGCUGCAGGGAGAGGAAUCAACUCGGAGAAACUGUGAUGUCCAAUCACGAGAGUAAAUUAUUGCAUUGAAAAUUUUGGGCAAGAUGAGAUGCAUGAAGGUACUAUUUCUUAGGCCGUGGAAGAAUUGCUAAAGUAUGUUCCAGAACAAAUAAAGGGACAUCAUCAAAGAUUGGCACACCCUAACUUGUUGAGCCUUCUCUAUAUGCUCCACGUCCACGCUUUUGCCCGUUGAGCUACUCUGAACUUCUGAA